UUUGGCGGGAUCUCCAAACACUCCCGGGGAGGGAGCUCUGCGGUUUGAGACCCCGGCCUGAGGAGACUGACGCGCCCUUAGGGGCGUAGUUGGGAGCUGAAGCUCGCUUGGGUUGUGUGCGGAAGGCGGCAAAAAGGGAGUAGAAAAUUUGGCAGCAAGGGAGGGAGUCCAGAGCCCGUCCAGAGUCGUGCGCGGACCGGACCAGCGGACAGAAGUCGGAGCGCGCAGCCCGGCAGAGUGAGGGGCGCUGUGGACCGAGUAUUAAAUGCAAAGUAAUGGCUAUGCAAAUGCAGCUUGAAGCAAAUGCAGAUACUUCAGUGGAAGAAGAGAGCUUUGGCCCACAACCUAUUUCACGAUUAGAGCAAUGUGGCAUAAAUGCCAAUGAUGUGAAGAAAUUGGAAGAAGCUGGAUUCCAUACUGUGGAGGCUGUUGCCUAUGCACCAAAGAAGGACCUAAUAAGUAUUAAAGGGAUUAGUGAAGCCAAAGCUGACAAAAUUCUGACUGAGGCAGCUAAGUUAGUUCCAAUGGGUUUCACUACUGCAACUGAGUUCCACCAAAGGCGAUCAGAGAUCAUACAAAUUACUACUGGUUCCAAAGAACUUGACAAGCUACUUCAAGGAGGAAUUGAGACUGGAUCCAUCACAGAGAUGUUUGGAGAAUUCCGAACUGGGAAGACUCAAAUCUGUCAUACACUGGCUGUUACAUGCCAGCUUCCCAUUGACCGAGGUGGAGGAGAAGGAAAGGCCAUGUACAUUGACACUGAAGGUACCUUUAGGCCAGAACGGCUGCUAGCAGUGGCUGAGAGAUAUGGCCUCUCUGGCAGUGAUGUCCUGGAUAAUGUAGCAUAUGCUCGAGGGUUCAACACAGACCACCAGACCCAGCUCCUUUAUCAAGCAUCAGCCAUGAUGGUAGAAUCUAGGUAUGCACUGCUAAUUGUAGACAGUGCCACUGCCCUCUACAGAACAGACUAUUCAGGUCGAGGGGAGCUUUCUGCCAGGCAGAUGCACUUGGCCAGGUUUCUGCGGAUGCUUCUGCGACUUGCUGAUGAGUUUGGUGUAGCAGUGGUAAUCACCAACCAGGUGGUAGCCCAAGUGGAUGGAGCAGCCAUGUUUGCUGCAGAUCCUAAAAAACCUAUUGGAGGAAAUAUCAUUGCUCAUGCCUCAACAACCAGGCUGUAUCUGAGGAAAGGAAGAGGGGAAACCAGAAUCUGCAAAAUCUACGACUCUCCCUGUCUUCCUGAAGCUGAAGCUAUGUUUGCCAUCAAUGCAGAUGGAGUGGGAGAUGCCAAAGACUGAAGCAUUGGGGGUUGUCCUGUGAGAAACCUUAAGUGCUGCAGCCUAAUGAAGAGGACUGUUCCCUGGGGUUCAUAGGCCUCUUCCUGUUGUAACUGCCAGAAAAAAGCUUCUGGAAAAACAGUUAUUGUAUCGGCUUUUCUGAUGGUAUUAACAGGAGACAGGUCAGUAGUCACAGACUGAUCUGUUUAUUCCGACUGAAGUG
Nyctereutes procyonoides (raccoon dog) is the source of this 1497-nucleotide messenger RNA. RefSeq names its product RAD51 recombinase (gene RAD51). NCBI's taxonomy places the organism in Eukaryota, Metazoa, Chordata, Mammalia, Carnivora, Canidae. Gene Ontology annotation, cellular component: condensed nuclear chromosome. The transcript is spliced from 10 exons. Gene Ontology annotation, molecular function: ATP binding; ATP hydrolysis activity; ATP-dependent DNA damage sensor activity. The coding region runs from base 276 to 1295 and encodes 339 amino acids. Gene Ontology annotation, biological process: chromosome organization involved in meiotic cell cycle; mitotic recombination-dependent replication fork processing; reciprocal meiotic recombination. The record is from RefSeq and is a predicted model, not a curated record.